This is a messenger RNA of Ilex paraguariensis (yerba mate), 168 nucleotides long. NCBI's taxonomy places the organism in Eukaryota, Viridiplantae, Streptophyta, Magnoliopsida, Aquifoliales, Aquifoliaceae. The record is from the annotation of a GenBank genome assembly.
AUGCCUCAUGGCUCAACAAAACGGCAGCACACAGCAACCCAGACCCUUACCCCUCUACCCACACUCCUCUCACUCCUUGCCAUGGCUCAGUGGCGGCACACAGUGGCGAUCAACACAGCAGCGACACCAAUGGCGUUCAACACAGCGGGCUCACCAAGCUCAGCCCAG